Penicillium arizonense is the source of this 309-nucleotide messenger RNA. RefSeq lists its product as uncharacterized. The record is from RefSeq and is a predicted model, not a curated record. Lineage: Eukaryota; Fungi; Ascomycota; Eurotiomycetes; Eurotiales; Aspergillaceae. The transcript is spliced from 3 exons. The coding region runs from base 1 to 309 and encodes 102 amino acids.
AUGAAUACCGACUUCCCACUUUUUCCAACCACUUCUUCUAUAUCCACAAUCACGGCGAAUUCGACUGACAUUGCAUCUCCUGCUCCCUUCACCACCACUACCAAUCUACGUCGCCACGUGGGAGACCAUGGGCUGCUGGUGGCGGACACCAAACCUGGUCCGCUCAGAGAUAUGGAGCAGCGUAUUGUUAUGAAGUUUUACGAUUCUGCAAAGGCGAAGCAUGAGGACCUUGACGCUGUUUCCCAGGCCCAGCGAAGUAACGCAGAAUACCUGACACCAAUGUCAUUACCAGACUGGUAUCCAGAGUAG